UCAACAGUCGUAUAAUCCAUGUGGCUUUCUACUACAGCAGAAGAUUCUUCAAUAUUCAGUUAAAAGAAUCCUGCUUCAAUAUUUUUGCCUCGAGCGCCGUAGCAGAGGAACUUAAACCGCUUCACAUUCAUCUCUGAGUGACACAAACUCGAUUUGAAAAUGUUGAUCAGAACGAUUGGACAAGUGAAGAAUAAGUUGUGUAAGAAGUUUGCGAGGUUUCUGGGAGGAUCACUAUCUGUUUGUAGCAAAGCUGCAGUGGAAAUGGCUGCUAAAGACGGAGAGUUAAGGAUCUUCAUGGUCUCUGGAGAAGUUUCAGGAGAUGUCAUAGCUUCUCGUCUCAUGGCGUCUCUUAAGAAACUCUGUCCAUUCCCAAUCCGUUUCGCCGGUGUCGGAGGAACUCUGAUGACCAAGGAAGGAUUAAAAUCCAUGUUUCCCAUGGAGGAUAUUGCAAUAAUGGGCAUCUGGGAACUGGUGCCACACUUGAACAAAAUUAGGGUGAAGUUAAAGGAAGCAACAGAAGCGGCUUUUAUAUUUCAACCCCAUAUAGUAGUAACAGUUGACUCCAAAGGAUUCUCUUUCCGCUUCCUAAGGCAAUUAAGAGCUAGAUAUAGGCAUCAAGGAUUAGUUGGUCCUGUCCACUUCCAUUACGUGGCACCGUCGUUUUGGGCAUGGAAGGGUGGUGAAUCAAGGCUCAGAGGUCUAUGUGAGUUUGUGGAUCAUUUAUUGUGCAUUCUUCCAUUUGAGGAAGAAGUUUGCAGAUCAAAUGGACUCAAUGCAACCUUUGUGGGCCAUCCCAUACUGGAAGAUGCUUUAGACUUGAAUCUGGGAAAAGAUUGCUGUCUAAAUGAAUGGAAGGUGCAGGGUGAUGGUGAAGGAUUCCGAAAUGAACAUAGAAUAUCUUCGGGAACAACAGUCAUCACUUUGCUUCCUGGCAGCAGGUUACAAGAGGUUACUCGCAUGCUUCCAAUAUUUUCAGACACUAUUAAGUUAUUAAAGGGAUCUUUUCCUGAGUUGACAACAGUCAUUCCUGUAGCACCUAAUUGCCAUGUGGAGAACUAUAUCAGUAGAGCCAUUCAAACAUGGUCUGUGCCAACAAUAUUGAUUCCUGGAGAAUCACAACAGUUGAGAUAUGAUGCCUUCAGUGCAAGCAGGGUUGCUUUAACUACUUCUGGAACUGCUGCCAUAGAGUUGCAACUUGCAAGAUUACCAUGUGUUGUCACUUAUCGAGCUCAUCUCCUAACUGAAUGGUUUGUUCGCUACAAAGCAAGGAUACAGUACAUUUCCCUCCCCAACAUUCUCUUGGAUUCAGCUGUUAUUCCUGAAGUUCUCUUUCAGGCUUGCACGCCAAAGAAUCUUGUUGAAUUCCUCAUAAAAGUAAUUCAUGAUGAAGGGCUUCGGAAAGCACAAGCAAUCACAGCUGAAAAGGUGUUGAGACUCCUCUGUCCUUCCCAAAAUUAUAUAAGCAAAUUGUGCCCACCGGAAUUGAGACCAUGUUCUCUUGACUACAGCCCAAGUAUGAUUGCAGCAUCCACUAUACUAAGCCAUACACAACAGUGCUGAGAAGCAGAUCAUGCAUUACUGUUAUCACAAUCAUAAUCUACGCUUUGUGAUGGUAAUUUUGGUUUUAUAUAUCGACACUAGAGUGGAUCACAUUUUCAGGUGAAUUGAAAUGCCAGCUAAUCUGUAAAAGUUGGUUUUCUUUUCUCCGUUCUUUCAAGUUCUAUCCAAAUAUUUGAGUUCUUGAUUUGAGACAAUAAAGUGCAAAACGUUUUUUUAGUAAUCCAAGGAAACUUGAGACUUGAGAAACGCUCGAGUCUGUGAUUCACCAA
Molecule: messenger RNA, 1829 nt
Organism: Nelumbo nucifera (sacred lotus)
Lineage: Eukaryota; Viridiplantae; Streptophyta; Magnoliopsida; Proteales; Nelumbonaceae
Gene: LPXB
Product: lipid-A-disaccharide synthase B
Biological process (GO): lipid A biosynthetic process
Molecular function (GO): phospholipid binding; lipid-A-disaccharide synthase activity
Source: RefSeq, a predicted model, not a curated record